CCGACCUCUCGCACUUUCUCUCUCUUCAUUCACAAGCAGCCUGUGUGGUUCUCUCUCUGCAAUUCUGCGCGCCUCAUCCUCUGCGAUUUUUUUUCCUUUUCGAUCCACUCAUCACUGCUACAAUGAGCGACCAGGGGGAUAAGAUGUGUCCUCUUUGUGCGGAGGAGAUGGAUUUGACAGAUCAGCAGUUGAAACCUUGCAAGUGCGGCUACGAGAUAUGUGUCUGGUGCUGGCAUCACAUAAUGGAUAUGGCUGAGAAGGAGAAUACAGAAGGGAAGUGUCCAGCAUGUCGCACUCCUUAUAACAAGGAAAAGAUUGUUGGCAUGGAAGCAAAAUGUGACAAGGUAGUGGCUGAGAUGAGCACUGAGAAAAGGUUGUCUUCUCGCAAGGGAAAAAGUAAAACAGCAGAUUCUAGGAAGCAACUUAGCAGUGUUCGAGUCGUUCAAAGAAAUCUUGUUUACAUUGUGGGGUUGCCUCUCAGUCUAGCUGAUGAAGAUCAGCUUCUACAGAGGAAAGAGUAUUUUUCUCAGUAUGGGAAGGUUAUGAAGGUGUCUAUAUCUCGUACAGCUGCUGGCACUAUUCAACAUUUUGCAAAUGAUACUUGUAGUGUAUAUAUUACCUAUUCAAAGGAGGAGGAAGCAAUUCUGUGUAUUCAAUCUGUACAUGGGUUUGUUUUGGAUGGUAGACCUCUAAGAGCUUGCUUUGGAACCACAAAAUACUGUCAUGCUUGGUUGAGAAAUGUGCCCUGUACCAAUCUUGAUUGUUUAUACUUGCACGAGGUUGGGUCGCAAGAGGAUAGCUUUAGUAAAGACGAAAUCAUAUCAGCUUACACAAGGAGUAGAGUUCAACAAAUUGCUGGUGCCAUUAAUAGUAUGCAGCGACGAUCAGGGAGUGUGUUACCGCCACCAACAGAGGAGUACUGCAGUAACAACUCUGCUUCUGCAGACAAACCUAUUAGUAAAAAUGCUGCAACUAAUUCAGCACCCAGUGUUAGAGGCUCCAGCUCCCCACCAAAUAGUAGCUCUGGUAGAUCUGCGGCUCUUCCUGCUGGAGCUUUAUGGGGAACACGUGCAUCAAAUAAUCAACACCCACCUGCCAGUGUACCAUGUUCUAAUGGAACACUUAAUAAGAAGCCUCAGAUGUGCAAUCCAACGGUAUUUUCUACAGCUGUUGAAAGCUUAAGUCAGGUUUCGUUACUGCCUGCCUAUGCAGGAAAGAAAGUAGUUCAUACUGAAGAAAGUGUAACUACUCAAGAGAGAGGAAAAAUAGAGACUUUAGAACCUGUUAAGCAGCAUGUAGGAGAAGAUCCUCAAACCUAUACUUCUGAGAACCCCACCAUUCCGGCACCUCUUGCUUCUUCAUCUAUGAACAGUCAGCUACAUAGUGUCCCGUCCAUGUCUGUGAAGGACAAAGAUAAACAAAUGAUACCAACCAGUAGUACAAAUGCCUUGGAUAUUUCUGUUAAGUCUAGUGGACCUGGUUUUACCAAAUAUUCCAAUGAUACCACAGAUGUUAAGAUCCAGAAUGUAUGCCUUGAUAUGUCGUCAUUGAGCAUUGGUAGACAUAAAAAAUCACAGGGCAACUGUAUUGAUCAAAAUAAGGAGUCCUCGCAAUCUGAAUUGACAGAGGAAUAUGCAACUUCUGCAGAUGAGAUUUGUAUCACAAGAGAGAAGUCUGACCUGAGAUUGGAUGCGCAGAGCAAAGUAACACAAGUUACUACUUCUGAAAUGGAGAAUGAUUUGCUAACCUUUAAUGAGCAGAGAUAUAGGGAUCCCGAAGUAGUUAUUGAGAAAGUCUAUUCACCAAAUCUUUCGCUUUCUUUGCACUCCCCAGAUCAGCCUAGCGGGUAUUCCUCUCAGCUGAUUAAUGGCGGUGGACCUGUUAGGGCCAAUAUGCAGUUAGACAGGAGAACUGAUUCAGUAUCACAGCCUUCUCGAGAAUCAUUGACUAAUGGAUACCUGGAGAAUGUAUUGAAUUGUGUGGCUGAUUUGCAUACUAUUGAUAGAAGUUAUUAUCCGUUGCCUGACGAGGGUAAGAGGAUGCAUGUGGAAAUGUUUCAAGGUGAAGCUCCUAGCGAGAACAGUAGUACUAAUGUAGAUAUUGGAGAGAGCAGUAUAAUAUCUAAUAUUUUGUCCCUGGAUUUUGAUCCUUGGAAUGAGUCAUUAACUUCUCCUCAGAACCUUGCCAAGUUGUUGGGAGAAACUGAUGACCAACAAGGGUCUGUUAGAGUGUCAAGCUCAAGAAAAUUAACCAGUAACCAAUCAAGAUUCUCUUUUGCAAGAGAAGAACCAACCACUAAUGCAUCAGCUGAUUAUCAACCAUCUCUUAAUUACAUUGAGCAAAGUUUCAAUCAUUAUCAUCAUGGUCAUGAUUUUCCUAAUAGCAGAAAUGAUCAUCUUGAUAAUAUUGGUACUCGUAAUGGUUUUUCCAUGGUUAAUAAUGAGGAAACAGUUGGUUUUGGCCACAGCUUUUCUCAUCUCUCUUCUAAUAAGCUAUCAGUGCCCAGACCUCAGAUGUCAGCACCUCCAGGGUUCUCAGCACCAAACAGAGCACCACCCCCGGGUUUUACUUCUCAUUUUGAGAGAAUGGAGCAGAAUUUUGAUUCUUUUCAUGCGAGUCACUUGCGUGAUACCUCUUCAUUGCACAAUCUACACCAGGCUCCUCAAGUUGGACAUGUGAGUAAUGGAGACAUUGAGUUUAUGGAUCCUGCUAUUCUGGCAGUUGGUAAAGGGUUUCCUAAUGGCCUUCAUCUCUCAAACUUGGACAUGUCUUCAAGUUGUCCUCCACAAUCAAAUACUUUACAAAAUGAGGGAAGGCUUCAAUUACUGAUGCAAAGAUCUCUAACUGCACAUCAGAACCAUAGUUUUGCUGAUACGAGGAACAUGUUUUCUGUGUUUGGUGAUGCUUAUGGAAUUUCUUCCCGGGGUGUGGAGCAAACUCUGGCCAACAAUCAAUACCCAUUUGAUGGAAUUUCUUCCAGGGGUCUGGAGCAAACUCUGGCCAACCAUCAAUCUCCAUUUUCACAGCUCACUCUUCCCCAGAGUAGGAACUCUGUCAUACCAAAUGACCACUGGGACAGCUGGAAUGGGGUUCAGAGUGGAAACAGUUUGGGUGCAGCGGAACUCCUCCGAACAGAAAAUUUGGGCUUUAACAAGUUCUUUACCGGAUAUGAGGAAUCAAAGAUUCAUAUUCCCAAUUCUGGCAAUUUGUAUAAUAGAACAUUCGGGAUGUAAUUUUGGAUCAGUGGUUCUUUUGAGCUGAGUAGCUAUUAAAGAAUCAAUGAACCAGAAUGAUCACGUGACUUAACUGAUUUGAUCUUAUGAUGUUCAAAUGACUAAGAGGACAUGAGGAAACACAACAGUCUUGCUCUCUGAAAGGCGAGGUUGGUUCACUCUGUCUGCAUGAAGUUGGCUUUCAGAUUGGUGAAGGAACAACCCUCCUAGAAAAAGGGUAUCCAAAAACCAACAGUUGAAAGAUGAGGUCGAGGCUCAACAUGGCGGUUUAGACACAACUUCAUGCUCGACUGAAUAGGCAGGUGUGAUUCUCCAGCCAGUGUUCUUGGAUGUGAGUGGAGAAUUUGGUCACAAAUACACAUUAGAAAAAGAUUAUUGAAAACAGCUCUUUUUUUUUCAAGAAAGCAAUAAUGCUGUAGCUUGUUUGCGGGAUUGCAAGUAAAAUUGGGAAAUGUUCAUGUUCCAACUAUGAGAUGGAUGAGAGAUUACUAGUGCAUU
Solanum stenotomum is the source of this 3731-nucleotide messenger RNA. RefSeq lists its product as uncharacterized. The record is from RefSeq and is a predicted model, not a curated record. Lineage: Eukaryota; Viridiplantae; Streptophyta; Magnoliopsida; Solanales; Solanaceae. Gene Ontology annotation, biological process: protein ubiquitination. Gene Ontology annotation, molecular function: RNA binding; ubiquitin-protein transferase activity. Gene Ontology annotation, cellular component: CCR4-NOT complex. The transcript is spliced from 14 exons. Bases 123 to 3233 code for a protein of 1036 amino acids.